Molecule: messenger RNA, 920 nt
Organism: Dothidotthia symphoricarpi CBS 119687
Lineage: Eukaryota; Fungi; Ascomycota; Dothideomycetes; Pleosporales; Dothidotthiaceae
Exons: 1
Coding region: 363-707 (114 amino acids)
Biological process (GO): endosomal transport
Cellular component (GO): BLOC-1 complex
Source: RefSeq, a predicted model, not a curated record
AAGAUGGGAUCUGAAGAUUGAGAGACUGUGUGAAGAACGUACUUCAAAAAGAAUUAUUGCUUGGGAAAUCUUAAUUUGUGCAGUUGGUCUCUUAAAGCAAAUUUACCCCGCGAUCACAUCCGUUUGCCCUGCUAUAUGAUUGUGAUGUUCCAUCGUGCUGCUUUUUUGACCACUCACGCCCCCCUCCAUCACACCCUCGUGCACAUCCGACGGGAGUUGAUCCUACCUAUCGCACCUGCUACUGUGUAGGUAUAACUAGAGCGACUCGUACACUCGAAGUUACCCACCACCAAUCUGGCUGCUUUACUCAAUCUACGGGUCAAAUUACUGCCAUCAACUACUCCAACGCAAAACAGUCAGACAUGCCUCCCCCGCCGUCUCCCUCUGACGCUGCCCGGCAGACAGCAGAAGCACAUGCUGCUGUAACCGCCUCGCUCGCUUCAAUCGGCUUUUCGGUUGACAAUGAGAUGCGCACACGUACCGCCGACUUGCACGCCAACGCUGCCGCCAUUUCCAAACAAGAGCAGGAGCUGGUGAAGCAAACAGCGGCGUUGGCGAAGCAGAGUGCACAGUGGCAGAAGCUGGGGGAUAGCACUACAAAAAAAUUAAAUGAGAUUGGGGAUGUCCAGAAUUGGGCGGAGAUGAUUGAGAGGGAUUUGUUGGUGUUGGAGGAGACGAUGAGGGCGGUGGAGGGGGAGAGGGGCUGAGCGCGGCGAAAUGCUCAAGAGCAUCUGAUUUGCUUGGAGUACUGUAUUCUUGGCUCGAUAAUGAUUGACAUGGCUAUUUGUUUGAGCAAUGGUUAACUUGUACCUUCCUCCAAGGAGUGCAUUCACUCUUGCAGUUCCCGGACAGUACUGGCAGUGUGACGCCGUCUUGCACAGGUAAAAGCGCCUUGGACACGUAGCUACCUCUUGAACACG